This is a messenger RNA of Paramecium pentaurelia, 1134 nucleotides long. The record is from the annotation of a GenBank genome assembly. NCBI's taxonomy places the organism in Eukaryota, Ciliophora, Oligohymenophorea, Peniculida, Parameciidae.
AAUGUGUAUUGAUGAUAUAUAUUUAACAAAACCAAAAACUAAAUUCACUAUUGAAUAAGGAUUCAGUGAGAAUUUUACAUUUACUUGUGCCUCAAUGUAAGGAUGGAGAAAAACAAUGGUAAUUAAAUAUAUUAAUCUUUAAUUAAGGAAGAUGCAAUAAUAAAAGAAAAACUAUCUACAGGAGAAUAUUUAUUUGGAAUAUUAGAUGGCCAUGGAGGAUUUGAAGUUUCAUCUGUUGUUUCCAAAUAUUUACCGCGCUUUUUAGAAUCAAAUAUCAAAUUUAGAAAUAAAUAAUAUGAAGAAAGUUUAAUGGAAUCAUUUAUUAAUAUUGAUAAAUGGUUAAUAACAUCAGAAGGUCUUAAUGCUUUGGUAGAAGAAAGAUAUUAAAUGCCUGUUGAAGAUUGUAUAAUUAAAUAAUAUCAAUAGUGAUUAACAAUAUAAAGAAUUAAAAAAAGAAUUUCAAUAAAUAGAUUUUUGAUUUAAGUGAAUUAGCUAAAUAGGCACCAAAGAAAAUUGUAGAAUUAAUUGGAUCUUCAAUUAUUGAUGAGAGUGGUACCACUGCCAAUAUAAUUUUAAUAACUAAAGAUUCAAUAUAUUGUGCAAAUAUAGGCGACUCAAGAUCUGUUGGUAUUUAAAAAGGAAAAGCUAUUAUUAUGAGUUUCGAUCAUAAACCUAAUCAUGCAAAAGAGAGAUCAAGAAUUUGUUAAGCAGGUGGUUUUGUAGCUGAUGGAAGAGUUUGUGGGUCUCUUUCACUCUCUAGAGCAUUUGGUGAUUAUCAAUAUAAAGAUGAUAUGGUGAUAGCUAUUCCUGAAAUUAGAGUUUUUAAAAAUAUUUAAAUGAUUUUUAUGGCUUGUGAUGGAAUUUGGGAAGGUUUAAACGACUAAGGUGAAAAUCUCACUCAAAAGAUUUUUAAAAAUAAUAAGGAAUCAUGUAAACUUUUAUUUAAUAAUAUAUUUAGCUGAAGAAAAAUUAAAAUCUUUAAUGAAUUAAAUUUUAGCCCCAUCAAUGACAGAAGAAACUAUUUGGGGAUUAGAUAAUAUGUCUUGUAUUCUUAUAGACUUUAAGAAUUAGUAAAUUAAAAAUAAUAAAUAGCCAUUAAAAAUUAGAAAAACUAUUAAAAAAUAGAAAAUAUGA